Molecule: messenger RNA, 411 nt
Organism: Phytophthora sojae
Lineage: Eukaryota; Oomycota; Peronosporomycetes; Peronosporales; Peronosporaceae
Exons: 1
Source: RefSeq, a predicted model, not a curated record
CCAGCGCGCGCGCUCCGAGUCGGCUUCGGCUUCGCGCUGUUGCCAGCGCUCGGCGUAGGCGGCAUCCAGGCGCUCACGCUCAAGACGUACAGCUUCCAUGAUACUCUGAGUCAUCCCCUGAGUUUCAGUGGAACUCUGGGUCUGGCGAGUCUCCACGGCCUGCGCACGCCGUUCCGCUUCUCCUCGGGCGAUUUCAGCGUGGACCAAGCGAUCCGUGAGUUCCUGGAUCUGGCGGCGCGCGUCCAGGUCACGUUGUUCCCUGAGACGCUCGCGCUCCAAGGCAUACAGGCGUUCUCUGGCGAGAAACUCGCGUUGGUCCUGCUCCAUGCAGGCCUGCCACUCCUGCUGUUGUCGCAAGAUAUUCAGCUUGAUUUGGGCGGGCCCAGACCUCGCGGACACGGACGAAGCUGA